GGGCCUGGCCGGACAGCAGGUGCUGGCACAGGCCCCAGGUGGGAAACGGGGAGGGAGCAGGUCUGGAGGGGGCCCAGGCCCCUGGGGAACCCAGGCCCCUGGGCCCCGGGAAGGAAUCGUACAGUGGCAAGGGUGCUGGGGCUGCCUUCUGCUCUCUUUGUCCAUAGCCUUAUGUAAGAGCUUUUCUCAGGAAACAGGAAGUCUCUUGCUUGCCAAGUUCAGCACAGGGAGUAGUGCAGGCCUGAUUCCAACACGCCCGGCCCGGCCUUAACCCCAGAGCUCUGCCGGUUUUUUGCUUCUGUGGCCGUGAUUUUCCUUCCCCCAGCCCCCCACCUUCAGUCACUCCUAGCAAGCCACCCAGAUCUCCCACGCCCGAGCUGGAGAGCCAGAUGGCGGCCACCCUCGCCCCCGACCCUCACCCCUGCCCAGCUUGUCCUCCAUCCCUCCUCCUGGCACCUUGCCCCAGAGCCAGCCAACCUUCCCUCCCCCCACUUCUGGGGCGGCCCCAGGGCUCCUGUGUUCAGGCCGCUCUUCCUGGGUGUCACUGGCAGCCCUGUCCUUCCCAGAGGGACUGACACCAGAUUCUCCUGAGACUGGGGGACAGGGGUGGGGUCUCAGGCAACACCUUGGCCCUUCCGCAGGGUGCUGGGAGCACCAGACAGUGCUCCCCACUUGCUUUCCUCCUCCCUCCUUUUCAUUCUCAAGUUCCUUUUUAUUUCUCCCUUGCCUAAGCCCUUCUUCCCUUCUGCACCAUUGCCCGCCCCCCCCAUCCGCCCUGCCACCUCCUUACUGCCCCACACCCGAGGCCACAGCUGUUGGCAGUGUCCCCAGCUCAUGCCAGCCUCCUCUCCUGCCUCGCCAGCCCCCCAAGGGCUCCCGGGUGUCAGAGAGGGCCCGGUCCAAGAGCCGGCACUCUCUGUUGCCCUCUGGUUGAGUUGGGGGGCGGCCCUGGGAGCCGUGGCUUGUGCCAUGGCCUUGCUGACCCAACAAACAGAGCUGCAAAGCCUAAGGAGAGAGGUGGCCUGGCUGCAGAGGACUGCAGGCACCCCCCCGAAGGGAGAGGGGUACCCCUGGCAGAGCCCCCAGGAGCAGGAGAAGAGCCGUGAUGACCUGGAAACCUGGAAUGGGGGGAGAUCCCGGAGAAGGAGAGCAGUGCUCACCCAUAAACAGAAGAAGAAGCACUCAGUUCUGCACCUUGUUCCUGUUAACAUUACCUCCAAGGAGGACGCUGAUGUGACAGAGGUGAUGUGGCAACCAGCUCUUAGGCGCGGAAGAGGCCUGGAGGCCCAAGGCUAUGUUGUCCGAGUCUGGGACGCUGGAGUUUAUCUGCUGUAUAGCCAGGUCCUGUUUCAUGACGUGACUUUCACCAUGGGUCAGGUGGUGUCUCGGGAGGGCCAAGGAAGGCGGGAGACUCUGUUCCGAUGUGUGCGAAGUAUGCCCUCCAACCCCGACCGGGCCUACAACAGCUGCUACAGUGCAGGUGUUUUCCAUUUACACCAGGGGGAUACUCUGAGUGUCAUAAUCCCCCGAGCGCAGGCCAAACUCAGCCUCUCUCCACAUGGCACCUUCCUGGGGUUUGUGAAACUGUGAUGGUGCUGUCAACGGUGGAAGGGUAGGGUGAGAGAUACUGAAGAUGGCAAAGAGCUGGCUAGAGAAAGGCCUGGAAUGGGCAGGAACAGAAGCCUCUUGGGCUUCCCUUUUCCCUUCCCACCCCCAUCCCCGAGGCUUUGGUUUCGUGGAUAUUAAAGAGGUGGAAUAUCUUGCUUUUAUUUCCCA
Molecule: messenger RNA, 1776 nt
Organism: Choloepus didactylus (southern two-toed sloth)
Lineage: Eukaryota; Metazoa; Chordata; Mammalia; Pilosa; Megalonychidae
Gene: TNFSF13
Product: TNF superfamily member 13
Exons: 6
Coding region: 835-1590 (251 amino acids)
Biological process (GO): positive regulation of isotype switching to IgA isotypes; immune response
Cellular component (GO): membrane
Molecular function (GO): tumor necrosis factor receptor binding; receptor ligand activity
Source: RefSeq, a predicted model, not a curated record